AUGGCUGAGGGCGCAGCAGACGAUGGCGCGGGCCAGAAGCGAACCCACGCCGACCUUGAAAAUGACCCUUCAGAUUCUUCCGAUGACGACAUGGGCCCUCAGCUGCCCUCUACCGAAGCGCCCAAGAAGAAGCGACGCGUUCUGCCCUACGAAAAGCUCUACGUGGCAGCCCUGCCCGCCUCGGCGCGCUACUCUCGAUCCCUCAUGCACAAAGAGCAAGUCUCUUUUGUGACAUGGACGCCGCUCACUGAGUUCCUCAUCACCUCGUCCGUCGACGGCGUCGUCAAGUUCUGGAAGAAGGUUGCACAGGGCAUCGAGUUUGUCAAGGAGUUUCGCGCGCACGACGGCGAGAUCAAGGCCGUCGCGGUGAGCCUGGAUGGCCGCAGCUUUGCUACUGCUGGAGCGGACGAAACGAUCAAAAUAUUUGACGUCAUCACGUUUGACCUCUUGUCCAUGGUCACGCUGGGCUAUGUGCCAAAGAGCGUCUGCUGGGUGCACAGGAAGGGCGCCUCGUUCCCACUGCUGGCUGUGUCCCAAGAGGGCAAGCCGCUCGUACAUGUGUACGACGGCAGGGGGGAGAAGGAGGAGCCGAUCCAUACCAUAAAGGGGCUGCACCGAAACCCUGUCCAUCUGAUGACCUUUAAUGACAGCUACGAUUGUGUCGUGUCUGCCGACGAGGGCGGCAUGAUCGAGUACUGGCGGCCGAACGGCACCUACGACAAGCCGGAGGGCGUUUUCGAGUACAAGAGCUCGACAAACCUGUUUGACUUCAAAAAGGCCAAGUCGGUUCCGACGUGCAUUACCGUCUCGCCGCAGGGCACCAGCUUCGCCACGUUCUCGCUACCUGAUCGCAAGAUUCGCCUGUUCGAUUUUGCCUCCGCUAAGCUGCAUCGCACCUAUGAUGAGUCACUGCAGGCCAUGGAAGACCUGCAGCAGGCGGGGAGUGCGGUGCAGAAAAUGGAUCAAGUCGAGUUCGGGCGUCGGUUGGCGCAGGAGCGGGAGGUCGAGUCGCAGAGCAUGCGCUCCGCCUCGAACGUGAUUUUUGACGAAUCAGGCAACUUUCUGAUAUAUGGAUCCAUGUUGGGCAUCAAAGUCCUCAAUACGUACACGAAUCAGGUGGUCAAGACGUAUGGGAGGGAGGACGGCCUGCGCGCCAUCAACCUGGCUGUGUACCAGGGUCAGCCGCAGAAAAAGGGCGUCACCUCCGUGGAGAUGGGCGCUUCGAGUAACCCCCUGCUGCAGGAAUCGGAAGCCCGUGACCCUGUGCUGGUUGCCACGGCGGCGGGCAAAGUCCGAUUCUAUCUCUUCACAAACGACCAAGAAAUCUCAAAAUCGACGCGCGACGUGCAGAACGAGAGGCCUGCGACGCAGGGUCGCAAGAAGGAGGGCAAUGCUAAGAAAACAGAGACAGGGAGUGCUGCGGUGCUCCAUACUACUUAUGGUGACAUCCACUUGCGCCUCUUUCCAGAUGCGGCACCGAAAACGGUCGAGAACUUCGUCACGCACGCAAAGCAGGGCUACUAUAACAAUACUAUCUUCCAUCGCGUCAUACGCAAAUUCAUGAUCCAGUGCGGCGACCCGCUCGGCGACGGCACGGGCGGCGAGAGCAUCUGGGGUCGCGAGUUUGCGGACGAGUUUAGCAGCCUGAAGCAUGACAAGCCAUACACUGUCAGCAUGGCCAAUGCUGGCCCCAACACGAAUGGCAGUCAGUUUUUUAUUACCACGGAAAAGACGCCAUGGCUUGACGGGAAACAUACGAUAUUUGGUCGCGCGACCCAGGGAUUCGACGUGAUCAAGAAGAUUGAAAACACGCGCACUUUUAAGGAGAAGCCGGAGGAGGACAUUAAGAUUCUCAACAUUGACGUCAUGUAA
Messenger RNA from Cordyceps fumosorosea ARSEF 2679, 1872 nucleotides. RefSeq names its product cyclophilin-type peptidyl-prolyl cis-trans isomerase. The coding region runs from base 1 to 1872 and encodes 623 amino acids. Gene Ontology annotation, molecular function: peptidyl-prolyl cis-trans isomerase activity; protein binding. NCBI's taxonomy places the organism in Eukaryota, Fungi, Ascomycota, Sordariomycetes, Hypocreales, Cordycipitaceae. The record is from RefSeq and is a predicted model, not a curated record. The transcript is spliced from 3 exons. Gene Ontology annotation, biological process: protein peptidyl-prolyl isomerization.